This is a messenger RNA of Olea europaea var. sylvestris, 1203 nucleotides long. RefSeq lists its product as uncharacterized. NCBI's taxonomy places the organism in Eukaryota, Viridiplantae, Streptophyta, Magnoliopsida, Lamiales, Oleaceae. Gene Ontology annotation, biological process: DNA integration. The transcript has 2 exons. The record is from RefSeq and is a predicted model, not a curated record. Bases 1 to 1203 code for a protein of 400 amino acids. Gene Ontology annotation, molecular function: nucleic acid binding.
AUGAAAAUUACUCGAGCUGAGAAUUGUAAAGUCGAUGCCUUGUCAAGAUUGGUGUUCAUGGGGAUAGAUGGGCUUGACAGGACAGUCCACGUUAGAAUUGUAACCAAGCCAAGCAUCAAUCAAAUCGUAGGCAUCAUGGAUAUUGAUAAUGAGCCAUCGUGGAUGGAUCCGAUAGUGGAUUUCAUAAAACAUGGCAAUCUUCCAGAAGAUCCUCGAGCAGCAAGAAGCAUCUGGUCCAAAGCUCCAAGGUAUUGCAUGAUUGAAGGAGUGUUAUUUCGCCGAAGCCUCACACUUCCAUAUCUCAGAUGCCUUAAGCCUUCCGAAUCAUCCCAAGCCCAAGAAGAAGUUCAUGAAGGAAUAUGUGGGAACCAUCAAGGAGCUCGGGCAUUAGCCUUCAAGCUCAUAAGGUAUGGAUAUUAUUGGCCUCUCAUGAAGAAAGACGCCCAAGAAUUUGUCAAGUGUGACGAGUGCCAGAGAUUCGCAAGGGGACAAUUGAAAUUUGUAACUGUAGAAUAUUUCACUAAGUGGGUGGAGGCCGAGCCUUUAGCAACAAUUUCAGAGCCUAAGUUGAGAACUUUCAUUUGGAGGUCCAUCAUAUGUAAGUUCGGGAUACCGAAAGUCCUCAUAACUGAUAAUGGCAAACAGUUUGACAAUGCACAAUUUAAAAACUUCUGCUCCAACCUAGGGGUUGAUCACCGUUUGACAUCGGUUUUCCAUCCUCAAAGUAAUGGUCUUGCCCAAGCAACCAAUCGAAUUAUAUUGCAAGGCCUCCAUACUAGGAUCGGAGAUGCAAGAGGUUCCUGGUCUGACAAGUUACCUUCCAUACUUUGGACAUAUAGAACGUCCCAUAGAAUUGCUACGGGGGAAACCCUCUUCAUGUUAGCUUUCGAUAUCGAGGCCACCAUCCUUGUUGAAGUCAGGUUGCCCAGCCAAAGAAGGCUUGAGCUUGAAGGUGCAGGAUGCACCACUGAACACCUCGACCUCUUAGAAGAAGUUCGUGAUCAGGCAACUUUAAGAAUGGCCUCUUACCAAGAUAACACAUCAAAGUAUUUCAAUAAAAAAGUGAGGACGUGGAGAUUCAGAGCCGAAGACCUUGUGUUAAGAAGGGCCGAAGUAGCAGGUCAUGCUCCCGGCAAGCUCGGACCAGUCUGGGAAGGACCCUUCGAAGUCAUACGACAGCUUCAAGGAGGAGCAUACAAUUAA